Sebastes umbrosus (honeycomb rockfish) is the source of this 7223-nucleotide messenger RNA. It is a transcript of the gene setd5, whose product is annotated as SET domain containing 5. The transcript is spliced from 26 exons. The record is from RefSeq and is a predicted model, not a curated record. Bases 755 to 5332 code for a protein of 1525 amino acids. NCBI's taxonomy places the organism in Eukaryota, Metazoa, Chordata, Actinopteri, Perciformes, Sebastidae. Gene Ontology annotation, molecular function: protein binding.
CGGGGAAACCCCGCAGCGUGGUUGUGUGUCAGUUUGGCUGAGCCCCGCGGUGGCUGCCGGUGAGGAGACAGGAGACAGGAGAUAGGAGCUAGGAGAUAGGAGCUAGGAGCUAGGAGGUAGGAGACAGGAGGGGGAUGGGCGGCUCUCUGGUGUGAAGCAGCCGACACAGAACCAGAACCAGAGCGGCUCUCUCUCUCUCUGGUGUAAAGGAACCAGAACCAGAACCCUGUACACCACACACACACAGCAGUAUAAACACACACACAUGGAUGUACCCGCCGUGCCGUGGAUGUAUAGCAGCCGGUGAAUGGAGGCAGAGCACCGGGACUGGACCGGGUUUCACUGUCCGCCUCUGCCUGGGAGAGCCUGAGGAGUUUGUUUCCUUCCCCGGGAGAGGGAGCUCCCUCUGCGGGCAGAGGAUUCAGGAGAGUCCGAGGCUUCUGUCCGGGCCUGCUGGUCUGGUGGUUUGAUGUGGGGAUCCUGUGAGGACCCGCUGCUCACCCUCCACAUCCUUUAACCUCCUUUAAACUCGGUUAUUCACGUUAGGAAUGCCUCUUUAGGUCCCCCAUGACCGUGAGCCGUGGGCUACGGCUCGGCGGCGCCCCACCUCUGGAGUGGUCUGUCGCUGUAGUUGGGACCCUGUGAUUCCUCUCCUCACCUCUCCUCCUCCCCCCCCAUCCCAUCCUGUCCCUCCCCGUUCCCUCCCCCUCCUUCCCCUCGUCCCCCCCUCCCACGCGUCGCUGUGCUGGACGUCAUGAGCAUAGUAAUCGCGCUGGGAGUCACCACACCUGAAACGUCUUACUCAGAUAUGGCUGCUGGAUCAGACCCUGAGUCAGUUGAAGCAAGCCCUGCCGUGAAUGAAAAGAACUACAACAACCACAGCUGUGGGAGCGCUCAGAGUCAUGGGUAUCGGGGACUACCGUAUGCUAUGCAACAGUCUUCCGUUGUGUGUUGUCAGGAUCACAACUAUGGCGCGCCCCCUCCCCCCACCCCACCCGCCUCCCCGCUCUCCCAAACCAUCAUUCCCCGCAUGGAUCUCAACGGCGUGGUACGCGGCUCCCGCUACCACGAAACUACUGAGGACAACUCGGCCGACAGCGACAGCUCCUCAGAGGAGGACGGGUGUCACUGCAGUCUGACGCCGGACGGCCUGCUCAUCAAAUGUGACAACUGCAGGGGACUCGACAGGAGGAAAGGAGCAGACGGCCAACACAGAAAAACAGAAAAUGUCUCCGGUACAUUGUCUUUUCUGGCUGGAGAGAGCAGCGCCACUGAGAGUGGUGACGAAGAGGUGUCGCCCUCCACCAUCUCUUACACUGCCACCCAGCAUACGCCCACCAGCAUCAAACUCACUGUCAACCGGGUCAAAAGGAGCAAAUCCAAAAAGAGGAAGAAGAGCACAGAGAAGGCCCGUGGAACGCCGAAGGGCAAGAAAGUCAAGGCUUUCAGAGAAGGUUCUCGGAAGUCCAUGAGGAUGAAGAACUCGACGACGGAGGCCAGCGUGUUGGAUGAGAACACGGCGGAGGGCUGGGAGAGCAGGAUCCGCCAGUGGACGGACCAGUACGAUGAGGCUCUGGCCAACCAGUACAGUGCUGAUGUCCAGACGCUCCUCCAGCUUCAUUGUGCCGCCAGCACCGCCGUUUCUAAGGUGGAGGGCGACGCCACAACGCCUCCUUCCGCCACGCAGAUCCAUGCCUCCGUCGACGCCAUGGACACCAUCAACCGCACCGAGCUGGCCUGUAACAACACGGUGCUGGGCUCACAGAUGCAGCUCCAGUUGGGACGGGUAACACGGGUGCAGAAACACAGGAAGAUCCUCCGAGCAGCCAAGAACCUGGAACCUGACACGCUCAUCAUUGAAUAUCGGGGGAAGGUCAUGCUCAAACAACAGUUUGAAGUCAACGGGCACUUCUUCAAAAAACCCUACCCAUUUGUGCUGUUCUACUCAAAGUUUAACGAUGUGGAGAUGUGUGUUGAUGCAAGGACCUUUGGAAAUGACGCCCGCUUCAUCAGGAGGUCCUGUACGCCCAACGCUGAGGUCCGGCAUAUGAUCGCUGAGGGCAUGAUCCAUCUGUGCAUCUACGCCAUCAAUCACAUCACGAAGGACGCCGAGGUCACCAUUGGAUUUGACUACGAGUUCAAUAGCUGUAACUACAAAGUGGACUGUGCCUGCCAUAAGGGCAACCAGAACUGCCCGGUGCAGAAGCACAACCUGAGCCCCAAGGAGAGCCUGCUCAGCACCCCCUCCCUGCCGCCUCCCUCCACUCUGGCCGGUGCCGAGACCCGACGGAGAAAAGCCCGGAGGAGAGAGCUGGAGAGCUGCCUCGCCGGUGACGGCAACCAGACCCUGGACCAGCACCAGGAGGCCAAAGAACUGCAGGGGACCAGUGACGCAGAGGAGAGACUGCUGGAUGAGCUGCAGGUGGAGGAGGGAGAGGAAGGAGAGGUGGAUGAAAAUGGGGUCGCCAUCUCCAGUAAAAGAACAUGUAACAGCCUGGAAAGGAGGCGUAAGAGAGUGGGAGGAGCCGAGGUGAAGGAGGAGGGUGUGGAAAGUGAGGACGGGGCAGGAAACCCUGCUGGGAACACUCCCAUACCCCACAACACUGGAGUGGGGGUCAGCACCCGACGCACCACCUACGUCGUGGAGGCGCCGUCUAUCGAAGAUAAGACCUCCUCACCCACCCUGCCCGCCCCGGUCGCUCCCCCUAAACCCGCACGACCCACCAAGCCUCGGCCUAAAAGUCGGAUCUCGCGCUACCGGUCGAGUUCGUCCCAGCGCGCCCGGCGGCAGCGCCAGGCCCUCGCCCAGCAAGCGGCAGCAGCUGCAGCGGCCGCAGCAAUGGUGGCGACGCCGUCGAUAGCCGAUCAGGGUGCUUCUCUUGACGAGGAGGGACCUCAGGGCCCGUACGGCGCUGAGCACGGCCACGGAGAGAGCGCUCUGGGGGGUCACCUCCUAGACGGAGAUGCUCUGAGCUGCAUAAGUAGAGGCAACCUGCGCUACCCCAAGACCAAGAAGUACCUGGUGACGGAGUGGUUGAAUGACAAGGUCCCCGGAGGGGAGAAGGUCCACCAGGAGGUGCCCGUUGAGCGCCCGCUACGGAUAACCACUGACCCGACGGUGCUGGCCACCACCCUCAACAUGCUGCCGGGCCUCUCCCACUCAUCGCUCAUCUGCACCACGCCCAGACACUACGUCCGCUUCGGCUCCCCCUUCAACCCCGAGAGACGCCGGCCCCGCCCGCUCCAAAUGGACGGCACUUAUGGCUGCUACAAGAAGAGAUGGAUAAAGCAGGUGGAGGACGAGAGCUGUUCAGCCAGUGUGGAGGACGGCACAGAGUCCACCUCCUCCCAGCAAAGCACCAGUAGCAGAUCCACCCCCAACCCACUGUCCGGCGACCUCAACGCACCGUUUAAGAAGCGCCGUUCCAAGUACCUGCCCGAGACGAUACCGGCACCCUCGGACCACCUGCUUCGCCCACUGUCCCCCAUCACGCCGCCGCUCCCGGAGGACUCCCUCCACCCGCCGCUCCACACCCCCUAUGGCUCGCUGCUGCACAACGGCCUUGCCUACUCGCCCAUGCCCUCGCUGCCCGCCAGCCGCUGCAACACACCGCUGCAAUUUGAAAACAUAUCGUCCCCUGAGGCGUCUCCUGUUCACCGAUCGGAGUCCAUCUCUCCGGAGCCGUGUCUUCAGACAGACUUUGACAUCCCUCGGCCUCAGUUCCCCGACCUGUCGCUCCCCUCCAGCCUGGAGAGCCCCGUGGCCGUGACCUCAGAUGACUUUUCCCUUCCCGGAGGCCCUUCAGGCCACGACUCCCAGGGCCCGUCAUCCGUAGGGGCCACUUCCCUAAACCCAGUGUCCUGUCCUCCCUCAGACAGGGAGCAGGCCUUCAGGACAGAGUUCAACCUCAUAUACACCUGCUCGCCCCUCAACGCAAACCUGGGGAACCCCGUGGCCACCGAGCGCCACCUCUCCCAGUCCGAAGGUGGCUUCUCCCCGGCGGAGUCCUUCCACAGCUCCAUCAGCGGCCAGGGGCUGCUGGGAGACGUGGGCGCCGGCUCCAUGUCGCCCUACGGCGAGCCUCAUUAUGGGGGAGGCUACCCGGAUAGCGGCACACCUCCUCACACCAGCAACCCACCACAGAAGAAGAAGAGGGCCAACCAGCAUACCAUUAGUCUGCUGACAGGGAAGCCAGAUUACCAGGCUAUAGCUGUAAGAAGUGAAUACAAGCCAGUUCAAAAUAUGGUGUCUUUGCUGGAGUACCGCAAGAGGAAGCAGGGCAGCGGCCGCGACUCGGAGCUGGCCGGCAGCGGCUCGUCUCUGGGCGGCACCCCCACCCGGCCCGGCUCCCACUACGGCCAGGACUCCCAUCACCCCCACUGCCAUCAGCAGAUGCAGCCGCACAGCUCCUUCUCCUCCUCAGCUCACGCCGCCUCCAUCCCACAGAUAGAGGAGGUCAGUCCUCCGGACCACCAGGGCUCGUUGAGCCAGUCCAGACGCCAGGACAGCAACAACCAGUGGAUGGUCCCCACUACCGUUGAACGUCUACGGGAAGGUCAGGGGGUUCUGGAGCGAGUGCUACGGAGCAUCAAGAUGGAGCGGGUUUACAAGAGGAGUGACGGCUCUACAGAGAAGGAAUCUGAUGCAGAUCGAUACGAGCUGCAGGCAGCGUCCAUGGCUUCCCCCAUGAAGAGUCCUCACAGAUACAGUCCCUCUGUGUACUCACAUCAGUCCUCAGAAAGCCUCCGGCAGACCGACAGCCCGUCGUUCCUCCAGCAGACCUCCAACUCUCCAUUCCGGGGUUCCUACAGUCCCUCAUCAGGCCAGAGCUUCUACCCACGCCACCCUGCAGUGACCCAGGACCACCCUCCAUCCUCCUACCCCAGUCGCACCCCCACCCCCACCUCCUGCUCCUCCUCGUCUUCCUCGUCAGACGCCAGGCCGCUGGCGGGCUCUCUACACCAGCAGAGUGGCAGCAGUAACGUGGACGGAGGCCACGGCUACGGCGGCAGCCACUUAAAAGCGAGUCUUUUGAACAGUGGCGGCCUGGCGGGGACUCCCCCACCGGGCCCCCGGGCCCACGGGCAGACUAAGAUAGACUCGGGCGCCCCCCCGGCCCCCAGAGGGAGUCAGCAGCAGCAGCAGCAGCAGCAGCAGGUGUCUCGCAGCCUGAAGUCGGGCAGCCCGGGCCAGGCGGCGCUGCAGGCCGGCUCCAGGCUGCUGUCGGCCACCGGACCGGCUCACUACCCGCAGCGGGGGACGAGCCUCAGUCAGUUCCAGCACUCCCCCCUCCAGGGACCCGGAGUGAGGACACAGUCAGGAAGCUUUUAGGACCUUGUUCAAGUGUGUGAGUGUAUGUGUGAGUGUGCGUGAGUGUGUGUGUGUGUGUGUGUGUGUGUGUGUGUGAGUGUGUGUGUGAAGCUGCGUACCUCCUCGACCCCGACGGCUGCGGUGAAACGGGGCUCAGGGAGUCUUGGGAGGGGAAAUGUACAGACAGACCUACGAGGAGCGAGGACUUCUUUACGGUUCCCUUAUUUUCUGUCUUUUCUUUAUUUUCAGAAACAAACGGAACGACCACGUUCUGCUCAAAGCUAAUCGAAGCUGAUCGAAGCUGAUCAAAGCUGAUCACUGACUCUGGACUUCAUAAAGGAAUCAGUGGAUGAAAAAGAUAAAAAAUCACAUGUAACUUGAAAUUGUCCCCCGUGGUUCCUCGUCAUGUGCCGGACUGUGCAAACGGGCUCUAUAAUGUCGGAAAAGUCAAAACUUCCACACAAAUGUCUGUACAGAGUUCUAAAAGAAGCCGUACCUGUCGCCGUGGUAACCAGGUUGGAUAAAUGCUGAGAUGGAACUGAAAGCAUUUUUAUUUUAUUUUUUCUUUUGUUACUUUUUUUUGUUUGUUGAUUUGGCGAGAGGCCGGGUCUGUGCUGCAGGAAACCAGAGUUUGAUUUGGAUAAAGGGGGGACGAUGCGAGCAGAGCCGAGGCGUUAAUCAUCCGUUCUAAAGAUGCAUUAGAGAGGCGGGGGGGCGGGGGGGGCGGCGGGGACACCUUCAUUCCACACGCCAGCUUCCAAACAUGACGACAUCUUCUCUCACGUUCACUUCUGUUCUGGUUCUGUUCUGUUCUCUCUCACCCCCACUGGACUGUCUCUGUCUCUGACGUCUCCUCCGGACGCCGGCGCUGUAGAUCUCUGAUAUUAUAUAAUUAAUAUAAUAUAGAACUCUCAUAUUGUAAUUGAGACUUGAGACGUAAACCGGUCUUAUGAUUCAUGGUGCUGCAUUCUUGUUUUUGUUUUUUUUUUUCAAUAAAUUUGAGAUCCAGUUCUGUUCCCCACACGGCUGCAUUCAUCUUGUCAUAAUAUCAGUUUGAUUUUCCUCCAGAUUGAUAUGAAUCAUAAAUAAAUCUGACAGGAACUUUCUUUCUUUCUUUAAAUGUUAAUAUGUAUGUUGUUUUCUGACCAAUGGUCUCAUUCCGUGUGACAGCGAUGGAAACCAGUGAAGGGAUCUCUGGGAGCGUUUAGAGGUAAAACACAAGCUGCUAUGUUCCCCCCCACAGAAUGCUGUAUUUUUAUUUUGAACUCAUAAACUGACGCCACCUGUAAGACAGAAACAGACGGUUCUCCGGACCUCAAACCGACAUUAAGCUGACCGCCUCUCCUCCUCUGACUCUUUAUUUUGGACCGGACGUGGACGCGUUUGUGUGGAAGACUUCAAGGACCGAGGAGGGUCCCGGUCUUGAGACUGGACCCCCCCAUCCCGCCCCCCCACAGGAAGGGUACUCAUGUUACAUGAAUGUCUGACAGAUUGAAAAACCCAAAAUUAACCAGCACCUUAAAAAGAAAGAAGACACAACAGGACAAUAUUUAUGAUUCUGUGUACUUGUAUAGAAAGAAAUGUGAUUAUAGACUUUGUAUGGAGAAAAUAUAGUACACUGAAUUUACCGCAUGAUAUUUGUUUUUAGGGUCCGAGGUGGUUGGAAGCGAAUCAUCGGGUCUGUUCCGACAUUAAAACCAGACGCUGCGUUCUCUCUCGUUCUGUUUUGUAAAAGAUGGUUCUGUUGGGUUUCUUUUAUUUUUACACAGAUCAUAGUAGUAACUAUUUCAAUUGUCCCCCCCACCCCCAAAAAAGGUUUAAGAAGCAAGAGAUGUAAUGCAUUUUGAUAAUAAAAUAAUCAUGAUGGUAAUGUAUUUUGAGAAACUACCAUUGUGAUGUUUCAUUUGAGGGA